Molecule: messenger RNA, 324 nt
Organism: Linnemannia hyalina
Lineage: Eukaryota; Fungi; Mortierellomycota; Mortierellomycetes; Mortierellales; Mortierellaceae
Source: the annotation of a GenBank genome assembly
AUGGAGGACUAUUACGACAUUGACGCCAUCCUCGCAGAGGAUCAGAACGUCAAGUGUGCUUUCCAGAGUAACAUCCCUGGUCUUGCAUGGUUGGAAGGAGGUCAUGAUGAUGCGCUCAAGGCAGGAUCGAGGCUCGAUAUACCAUUCUGGCUCGCACGAGAGCUCGUCGAACAUGACGAAGAGACAGUGGGCAUAGACAUCGAAACACCAGAGUACUUUGGACCCAAGGUCAGGAAUGCCCUCCGGGCGGAUGCGAAUACUGUCGACUUGACGAAACAGUGUCCCAACUUCUUCCGCUUCGGGACCGUUUAUCUUCAGCUGUAA